Hippopotamus amphibius kiboko is the source of this 810-nucleotide messenger RNA. Its product is annotated as basic proline-rich protein-like. Lineage: Eukaryota; Metazoa; Chordata; Mammalia; Artiodactyla; Hippopotamidae. The transcript has a single exon. The coding region runs from base 1 to 810 and encodes 269 amino acids. The record is from RefSeq and is a predicted model, not a curated record.
AUGGUGGUGCCCAGCGCGGCCCACCCGCCUUUCUGUGGCAGACUAAGGAAGCCCCAGAUCAGGCUAGGUGGGCAAGGACACAAACCCACCCACCAGGAGGCUGGCUACUGUAGGAAGUCCUGGAACCCCAGCCACCUGAGAUCACUCUCACCCACCAGGGAGUGGGCAACAGACCCAGGAUUCCUUUGCUCCCAACCAUACAUAUAUUCAGUCCAACUCCAGAUUCAGGACCCAGGCCCUGCCCCAGCGACUCCAAGAACCCAGCUCCACCCACCCGUGGGCUGGCACCAGCCCCAGGCCCUGAACACAACUGGUCAGCGCCAGCCACAGGAUCACCAGUGCCCUUCACUCAGCCGUGUCAGGACUCCGCCCAUUCACCAGCCGAAGCUACCAGCCCCAGGAAACCAGGAGCCCCAGCCCUGCCCACCAGGAGCCCAGCACGCGCUCUGGCACCCCGAGACGCCACCCUCGGAGACACAGCCACUGUGGCCAGCGGACAGGCACCGGCCCCAGCACCCAGCCUCUCCCAUUCCUGGGAAGCUACCAGCCCGGAUACGGGAGAGGCCUGCGCCCCACCCCCCCGUCGUCCACACGACCCCAGGACCCCCGGGGCCCUGCAGCCAGCUGUGCCAAAGCACGGACCAUCGACCCGCAUGUCGGGCGCACCCCGGGUCCCCCGGGCCCCGCUCCACCCACCCUCAGAACGACCCCAGCUCUGCAACACACGGGGGCCCCCAGCUAGCCAGCCAGGGCUGGACGCCGCCCACCCGCGGGCCAGCACCAGGCCUGGGACCCCACCGUGCUCCUUAG